AUGGCUGGCACCAAGAAGCGCAAAGAGCCAGACGGGCCCGGCACACCACAGCAGAAGAAGAAGAAAUGGAGCGGACGCAUGCUCAGCAGCGGGAAGAAAGGCAAUACGCUCACCGAAAUCAACUCACGCUCACGCCUGCUAUCACUCCCGGCCGAGAUCCGCAAUCGCAUCUGGAGCUAUGCGUUGUGCGAGGAGUCACUUCAUAUCCACCAGCAUCCUGAGAACGGCCGUCGGAGUCCAAAGAUCAGUGCAUACUCGGAUGCUAGGAGAUACUUUCUGGACCGUCUGCCUGUCUCUGGUAAGUUCGACUCGACGGAGACUUCCGUACUUACCAUGAGCCGUGACUGGUACCCAGAGGAGAAGGUGUACAAGUGUGAGCAGAUGCCUGCCUUGAGCGCUGAGCUGGAAGCCAAGCUCUUGGGGCGGGAGGUCGUGGAGGACGAGGAGGACGAUGAUGACCAGAAGGAGGAGGGUGAAUAG
Messenger RNA from Saxophila tyrrhenica, 480 nucleotides. RefSeq lists its product as uncharacterized. The record is from RefSeq and is a predicted model, not a curated record. The transcript has 3 exons. Lineage: Eukaryota; Fungi; Ascomycota; Dothideomycetes; Mycosphaerellales; Extremaceae. Bases 1 to 480 code for a protein of 159 amino acids.